Molecule: messenger RNA, 1335 nt
Organism: Dioscorea cayenensis subsp. rotundata (Guinea yam)
Lineage: Eukaryota; Viridiplantae; Streptophyta; Magnoliopsida; Dioscoreales; Dioscoreaceae
Product: omega-hydroxypalmitate O-feruloyl transferase-like
Exons: 2
Coding region: 1-1329 (442 amino acids)
Molecular function (GO): acyltransferase activity, transferring groups other than amino-acyl groups
Source: RefSeq, a predicted model, not a curated record
AUGUCAAGCUUAAUCAAGGACUUGAAGAUCACCAUCAAGAGUUGUAAGCUUGUUCAGCCAUUGGAGACACAUGAGAGGAGGUCUAUGUUUCUAUCCAACAUAGACCAAGUCCUCAACUUCAAUGUGGAAAGAGUUCAUUUCUUUGAUGCAAACCUUGAUUUCAAUAUUGAGUGUGUGGCUGAUAAGCUUGAGUUUGCAUUCAGGACUCUACUUUCUAGUUAUGAUUUCAUAGCAGGAAGAUUGAAUUUUAACACUCAAGAGAAGAGGCUGGAGAUCGAUUGCAACGCUGCCGGGGCAGUGUUUGUGGUGGCAGAGAGUGAGCUCACGAUUGCGGAGAUCGGAGAUUUAGAGUACCCUAACCCGGCUUUCGCACAAUUGGUGGUGAAGAUCGAAUGCAUGGAGGCAGAAGAUAAACCUCUUUGCGCAAUUCAGGUAACGUCGUUCAAAUGUGGUGCUAUUGCAAUGGGCACAACAAACAACCACACAACCAUGGAUGGAGUUAGCUUCAAAGUUUUCUUUGAAAGCCUUGCUUCACUUGUCAGUGGAAAACCUUUAGGGUUUACACCAAUCUCCGACCGGAGAAGUUUCGCGGCCCGAUCUCCGCCUCGCGUUGAAUUCACCCAUCCAGAACUCACACAAAUACUCAAAGAUCACCACCAAACUGAUCAAACUCUAAUUGACAGCACUUCAAGUAAUCUAGAGUUCAAGCUUUAUCAACUAAGCCAAAAGGAUAUAAACAACUUGAAAGGAAAAGCAAGAAACCAAGGAAAAGAAGGGCCAUGGAUAACAACUUUCAAUGUAGUCACUGCACUUGUAUGGAUAUGCAAAGCCUUAGCUACUACUUCAAAGGAUAAAACCGAUAAGAUAUCGAUGAUUUUUUAUGCCGUUGAUCUCCGUUCAAGGCUACAACCACCACUGCCAAAUUCAUACACAGGCAAUGCUGUACUCACUGCUUAUGCUAAAGCCACAUAUGAUCAACUAGAGAAUGAACCAUUUGGUUUCAUAGUUGAGCUUCUUCACCAAGGAGUGGCAAGACUGACAGAGGAAUAUGCUAGAUCAGUGAUAGAUUGGGGAGAGUUACACAAGGGAUAUCCUAAAGGUGAUAUCUUUGUGUCUUCAUGGUUGAAGUUAGGAACAAUGGAGGUGGAAUUCCCUUGGGGAAGGCCAAAGUAUAAUGGCCCUGUUGUUCAUCCAAACAAAGACAUCAUCUUGCUCACUCCUCAAAUGAAAGGGAAGAAGAAGGAAUGUGGUGUUAAUGCCAUUCUUGCUCUCCCUCCACGUGACAUUCCUCACUUUGAAACACUUUUCCACAAACUCCUCCUUAUUUAAUUAACU